This is a messenger RNA of Impatiens glandulifera, 947 nucleotides long. Its product is annotated as dehydrodolichyl diphosphate synthase CPT3-like. Bases 33 to 842 code for a protein of 269 amino acids. Gene Ontology annotation, biological process: polyprenol biosynthetic process. Gene Ontology annotation, cellular component: endoplasmic reticulum. NCBI's taxonomy places the organism in Eukaryota, Viridiplantae, Streptophyta, Magnoliopsida, Ericales, Balsaminaceae. The transcript has a single exon. The record is from RefSeq and is a predicted model, not a curated record.
AAUGGACAGAUAGUAAAUAAGGCUCGAUCAAUAUGGACAAAUCAGCUUACUACAUGAGCAACAAUCAAGUGGUCCAUAUUGCUCGCACCAUAAGUGCUCUUGCAAGAAAAUGCAUCUUCCAGUUACUCUCCGUCGGCCCUCUCCCAAAUCACAUUGCAUUCAUAAUGGACGGAAAUAGAAGAUACGCAAAAAAGCACAACUUGGAAGAAGGUUCCGGUCACAAUGCCGGUUUCUACGCCUUAAUGUACAUGCUCCAGUAUUGUUACGAGUUUGGCCUCAAAUACGUGACUGUUUACGCUUUUAGCAUCGACAAUUUCAAGAGGCGUCCAGAGGAAGUCAAAUAUGUAAUGGAAUUGAUGCAGGAAAAGAUACAAGGGUUAAUCGAAGAUGAGAGCAUGGUGAAUCGUUACGGUGUUAGGGUUUACUUCGUCGGAAACUUAAACCUACUUCCAAAGCCUUUAAGGUUGGCGGCUGAAAGAGCCAUGGAGGCCACAGCUGGAAACUCGAGAGCGGUUCUGUCGAUUUGUUUGGCUUAUACUUCUACGGACGAGAUUGUUCAUGCUGUGCAAGAAGCUUGUGAGACAAAUCAGAUGAAUGGAGAAAUUAGGUUAACAGAUGUUGAGAGACAUAUGUACAUGGCGGCGGCGCCAGAUCCAGAUAUCGUUAUACGUACGGCCGGUGAAACUCGGCUGAGCAAUUUUCUCCUGUGGCAGAGUUCGAAUUCGUAUUUAUAUUCGCCAUCUAUUCUCUGGCCGGAGAUUGGUUUCCGACAUCUAUUUUGUGGGAUCUUCAACUUCCAGAGAAAUGUCAGCUAUCUGCAGAUGGAAAAAAAGACGAAUUAGCGAAUCUGUUUGAUUCCGCGAUCAGCUUCAUGGACGAGGUUACUCAAUCCUUCUUGUUCUUGCAAUGUCCAAUCAAUCAAACGGCGGGGCCACAGUCCGCAAAUU